UAGCGUCUAUGACCUCUGUCCUCCAUAUGCUGAUAGCUUCCCCUCAGUCAUGGUGAUUACCGAAAAUGCCUCCGAUGUUUAAAUAUACCUCCUGGAAGAAUGGAAUCAGAUGCGGCUGAAAACUAUUGGCCAGUAGGAUCAAAUUGAGAAUUUCUGAGAAAAUUAUCCUUGAGAUCAGAGUAUCUCCAAAAGCAUCUUCUGCUUUUUCUUCAAAAGACAAGCUCAUGUGAAAAUACCUGGAUUUGAAGGAAUAAGUUCUUUUUUGUAAGGAGGAAUUGAGGGAGUGGAAGACAGGCCUAGACUGGCACCUGGCUUGCAUCCGUGGGUAAUUGAGAGUCUGUUCUACCUCUCUCCCUUGGCAUUGUCUUCACAUACCACUUCAAGGAAUAGUGACUAGGCUCGAAAGUUCCACAGAUAAUCCAAAAAAAUCGGUUCAAGUUGGCAUCUAUCAACAGGUUACUUGAAUUUCAAAAAGAGGAGCAGAAAUGCCACCACCAGUAGGUGCCCCACUACAUCCACCACCUGAUGGAGGCUGGGGCUGGGUGGUAGUUGCAGCGUCUUUUAUCUCCAUUGGAUUUUCAUACGCAUUCCCCAAAGCUGUCACAGUGUUCUUCAAAGAAAUUCAGCAAAUAUUCAACACUUCCUACAGUGAAAUAGCCUGGAUAUCAUCCAUUAUGCUGGCUGUUAUGUAUGCAGGAGGUCCCAUAAGCAGUGUUCUGGUGAAUAAGUAUGGUAGCCGACCAGUGGUGAUAGUAGGAGGUUUAUUAUGCUGUUUGGGAAUGGUCACAGCCUCUUUUAGUACCAGCGUAAUAGAGCUUUACCUCACUAUGGGACUCAUUUGUGGUUUAGGUCUAGCCUUCAACCUGCAACCUGCCCUGACAAUCAUUGGCAAAUAUUUCUAUAAGAAACGACCCAUGGCUAAUGGCCUCGCCAUGGCAGGAAGUCCUGUUUUCUUAAGCACACUGGCUCCCUUCAAUCAGUACCUUUUUAAUACUUUUGGCUGGAAAGGAAGCUUCUUGAUUUUGGGAGGUAUACUGUUGAAUGCCUGUGUGGCUGGGUCCCUCAUGAGACCCGUUGAACCCAAACAAGUUACCAGGAAGUCUAAAAAUAAAAUUGGCAUAAGAGUGGAUGAUUCAGAUGUGACAAAAAGCCUUAGGAAGAAACCAACAUGGGAAAGAAUUAAUAAGUACUUAGAUUUCUCCCUUUUUAAGCAUAGGGGAUUUCUGAUAUACUUAUCUGGAAAUGUCAUUAUGUUUCUGGGGUUUUUUGCCCCCAUUAUAUUCUUGGCUCCCUAUGCUAAAGACAAAGGAAUCGAUGAAUAUUCUGCAGCUUUCUUGCUGUCCAUUAUGGCUUUUGUUGAUAUGUUUGCUAGACCGGCUGGAGGAGUCAUUGCAAAUUCCAAACUUAUCCGACCCCGAAUCCAGUACUUCUUCAGUUUUGCAAUCAUGUUCAAUGGAGUGUGUCAUCUCCUGUGCCCAUUGGCAGAGGACUACACAAGCCUGGUGUUAUAUGCUAUAUUUUUUGGUCUUGGAUUUGGGAGUGUUAGCAGUGUCCUCUUUGAGUCUCUCAUGGACCUGGUUGGACCCCAAAGGUUUUCCAGCGCUGUGGGACUCGUCACCGUGGUGGAGUGUUGCCCGGUUCUUCUUGGUCCUCCUCUCGCUGGUAAAUUGGUGGAUGAAACUGGACAGUAUAAAUACAUGUAUAUAGCCUGCGGAACUAUUGUGUUCCUAUCAAGUGUGUGGCUCCUCAUUGGCAACGCUAUAAACUACAGAUUGCUUGCAAAGGAAAAGAAGCAGGAAGAAGGAAGGAUGAAAUCAUUGAAUAUACCUGAAUCCAAAGAGUCUGAACCCCUGAACAAAUCUAAACCUCAUGACAUUGACAUCAAAAGUACAGAAACAGGGAAUAAUCCCUCAGAAAGAGAAACUAAUAUUUAACAAGAAUCACAUCUCUGAUUUCAGUGUUUAUGACUUUCUUAGGAGUAUUUUUUUUUUUCAAAAUUUCGGGAAAGUUUUUACUUGAAAUGAGGAGUCAUAAUUAAGGAUGGAGAUCAGACUUUCCUCAAUGGCAAAUUUUUAUAAGUUUGUUUUUUAAACCUUGUUUGGAUGGUUAAAUUCUGAGAUUAUGCCUAUAAAAAAUCCAUGCAAUGGGUUUAUUUCCAUUCAUGACUCAGUCUGUCAUGGUUAAAAUAAUUUUAAAGUCUUCCAGUGACUUCCAGUCUUGGUUAUAGAGAUCUGAAUCCCAAACCCCUGGUUCAAGUAGUUAGAAGGAGUCUGUUUAAUCCAAUAAGAAUACCCUGUCCAAAUUUUAUUUUUAGUGUUAAAUGAAAUUGAAAGAAAAUGAAUUUUCUUCUAGUUGCACACACACACACACACACACAUCCACACUCACUUAUAUGUACACAUGUGAACAAAGUACCCAGCAAACAAAAGACAAAUAAGUUCAAAAAGAAUAUUAUCAUUUUUUUAACUUAAAAAUAAAUACAUGGAGAAUGAAGACAUAAUACUUUAUAAUAUAAAUUUUGAAGAUAAGAACAUGGGUGAAAAUGAGGAUGAUCUUAAUUUGAAAAUGCAACUAACUGAGUAAAAAAAAAGCAUUUGCAUAUAUAAAAUAAAUUUGAAAAAAAACCUCUCCAUUUUAAACCAUUAUUUCUUCAUACUGUUAGAUUUGAUUAAUCCACGCGCAUGACUUCUUUGAGGACGAACAUUAGUACCUGGUGCUAGAGAAUAGAACCCUCCAAUAAUUCUUACUUAAUAUGUAAAUCAAAUUAAAAGCCUAAGUGACUCCUCACAAUGAGCUGCAAUCAUUGAUUUUAAAAGGAUUUUAGUUACUAAUCCAGAAAGUAAUAACCAGGGAUUUCUUUUAAUCAGAACUCAAUCCAGACUCAACUGUCAUACUGAGACUUCAAAAUGGAAUCUACCAGAAUCCUGGUUGACAGGCUGACAAAUAGGCCAAAUUCCAAUUUUUCCCAACAUGUAGCAGCAAUCAGAGUGUUACUGUUAUGAAUGAUCCAUCUGAGUAAAGCUGAUUAAGAGUGAGAGGUGCUUAUACUGAGCCCUCUAAAUUCUCUCAUUUCUCUUCCCUCCCUAAAAUGCAAAAGCAAAACACAGAAAUCCAAGCAGGCCUUUUGCUCAGCCACUGAAAUUCCUCAUGUUGCAGGAAUGGCAACACUUCAAAAUCCUACCCCCUCCUGAUGAGACUUCCUGCUACCUGGAAACAUAACCAGGAGACCAUUAGAAAAGGUUUCUAGUACUGGAAGCUGCAUGUAACUUGGAACAUACAGUCGUGAGGGGUAGGCAUAGUUCACCACACUAUAGCAAGAAGCCUGCAACAUUGCCGGCCACUUUCUUUUAGCAGUUUCUCAUUUUCAUAAUGAUGCUAAAACAUCUGAGAACCUGAAUCACCCUUGGAUAUAGAGGCAUAAGAUUUACUGUGUACUCAGGACUAUAAAUACCAUUUAGAGUAAUACAGUACUUUUAUACAAGAAAGGAUUUGUGCCUUAUGGCUAAAGUUAUAAGUAUUUACAUCAGUAAAUAUGAGUUUAAAUUAAGAGUAUGAUCAAUGAAAAACCUUUAAUGCUUGAUUAUUGAAGUGAUGUUACUCUUAAGAUGUCAGAAGGAAUCUGCUGUUUAUCUAUUUUUUUUAUUGCAGUGGAGGCAGGUGCUAUCUUAUUUUCUAUGAGAUUGUACCUGGACUCCAAGCUUUUGAGAUAGUUGACAUUAAGGAUCUGAUUUGUAAAAUCUAUGCACUGGUUAAGCACGUGGCUCCUAUUUAGGAAGCUACAUAAAAUCCCGUAUUUCGUUUAGCAUUCACUUCUUUCGCAGAUGAAGACGAAUUUGUGUUUUUUUAAAAAAAAUAUUAAAUAAAACCACUUGUGCCAAUAACAUAGGUAAAUAAAUCAGGCUAAAUGUGGCAGUGUAUGGCUGUUUUUAAUUUAGUUUUGCCCAAUCUUGAGUUUUGAAUGAGCUACUCUCAUAUUAUUAGUGCUUUUGUAUUCAACUCUGACUCAUCAUAAGAAAUGCAACAUCAUAAAUUGUGUAGUAGCUCUCCAAUCUUAAACAUUUCCAAAAUAUGUAUUCAGUUCUCUGAGGACACAUAUUUAAAUUAAUAUACAUAUCAGAUCCCAAGGGGAAAUAAACAGCAAAGUAAUGAUAGUGGGGUAUUGGGCCCAAGGCUUCAGUCCUUUUUGUCACCUUCUGGUAGAGACAACCAGAAGGUGCAUUCCAGUAACUUCCUCCAUGGAAGGAGAUUUAUUUACUUAUUGAUGAGGUUUUUGUGAGGUCAAAACCAGUUCAUAUACGUUUUGUUGGUCUUUGGUCAUCUUCAGUAACUUUUCGUUUCUAACACUGUAUAUUAAAUUGUUAAAAAAGAAAGGGAAGUAAAAUUGCACAUUUCAAAGCACAUCAUAUGUAUACAGCCAUGCCUAGCAGCAGCACCACACAAAGUGUCAAAUUCGCGCAUAUAUUAAUUCCCAUAGGAAAUUUUGGAAACGAGAACAUUCAUAUAGUCUAGAGGAAGUAGUAUAGUUGGCCUCUGUGUCUGCAGUGAUCGGUGUAGAACUAAUUUCUACCCCUAGGGAAUGACAGGUUUUAGAUGUUCAAGAGGUCAUGAAGCGAAAUCAUAGUACACCAUUAAAAUUUCUUUUAUUCCCAUUUCCCCACUGGGGAAUUGCAAAGAAGGGAGGUUAUCAACCUGGGUACUAAAAGAAUUCAUGAUCCCUGGAGACUUUAAGUAUUUUUCUACUUAUGGUAAAUAGUAGUCCAUGUUUUUCACAAUUUAACCUUAAAUAUGCCUUCACUAAUUUAUGAAUAGAAUAUUGGGUAUAGACUUGUCCUGACCUGUCCCUACCCUCUUUCCCGAUCCUUUUUUUGAUUCCAAUCAACAUGUGUAUAAGAGGCACUGGGUCAGGCUCUAGUGUGCUUCCUAUUGGAAGACAUUGGAAGACAUGUUUUCUCAAUGUAAAUUCACAUGAGUUUCACUUCUUUAGUAUCAGGUUCCAACUAUUUUAUCUCAUGCCCCACCCAUGGACACUAGAAAAUAAGUAAAAUAAGUUUGAGAUAUUUGAAUGUGCACUAUAAAAAAUCUUUUUUUUUUAUUCCUUUUUCUUCUGGCUGCACAAGACAAUUGAGGAUAACUGAAAAAAAAAAACCCGCAAGAUGUAUGUAAAUGUAAGUUUUUAUGUUGAUAAUGUAAAAUGUAGAGAUAUCCUUAAUCAGUAUUGAAAAUUAUUUUCCAUCCCAAAGUACCUUUUUAAAAACCCUCUUGUAUGUGUAGUGUUGCACUUUUAAUAAAAUUAAAAAGCAUGAUCAUUAGGCUCCAUUUAACAGGGGAGAAAGGGUAUGAAGUGAGAGGGGACUAAUAUUUAUAUUGUGCAUUUCGGCCACCUUUUAAUAUUCAAAUUGUAAGUAGAGGCUGUUGGCCUGAUAUAACAGAUGAAAGGAAACAAAACAAAAAUCAGACAUGCAAAGUUCAGCUAAUUACCCAAGGUUGUAAAGUAGUAUGUGACAGAACCAGAACUAAAAUUCAGAUUUAUCUAAAAGCAGGAAGAGCCCCUAGGGUGUUCACUAGCAUGCUGCUUUCAAUAGAAUCUAUAGAAGCAAAGGUAGAUAAAAUAUAGAUAACAAAAAAUUUAAACCCUAUAUAGUAAACCAAUUAGGUUUAACUGCAAUUUGUAUUCUGAUUUAUUUAGUGCUCGUUAGAGACUGUUUGCUAUAAACUGAAUAUAUAAUUUCAAGUUGCCUGCUUUUCUGGCCAAUGUAAAUUAUCCCAAAUAGUGGUAAUGAUUGUAUAAUAGCCAUAAUUGUUUUAAUAUGACUUUUUGCACAAAAAUAAUGACAUAUAUAUAUGACUCAGGAAUAAUAUAUUUUCCCUGAGGUUGGAUUUAGAGGAAAAAUGUUAUUUUCUUUAUGGAUAAGUAAUUCCCAUAUUGCUUGCUACUUAUUAUGACUCAAAAUGUACUUCGUAGAAAACAUAUUCAGAGUUACAGAGGUUCCCAUUUAUAGGAUCAUACAGCUACCAAAGAAAAAAAUAUUUUAAAGAUUUUUAUUUGCUACCAAAGACAUUUAAAAAGAUUAUAAGAUAUAAAUGACUUGGUUCAUUUAUAUAGUCUAUGCAGUAUAUAUUCGUUUUCGUAAUUGAAUACAACUGCCCCUACAUCCUAAUUCAUUUUUUAAGUUUCCUUGAACACCUAGAACUGCCAUUGUCUUGUCUGUGCUAUAGACAGAACAAGUGUCAUUACUUUUGUCCUUUUACUCUAAGACUUUGGACAUCCAUGCAAUAGUGUUCUCUUUAGCAUUAUUUUAGAUGACGUAAUUCUAGAGUCUUGUAUCUUUCCCAAAACUCACACGUGCUGCAUCUGGGCUUGAAGAGUUGUGAUUUGUAGGAAUGGGCCUAUUGCUGGAGAAAACAGAGUAUACUUUUGGCCAUGAUCUCUCAUCUUCACAAGUAAGGGAACUCCUGUGGCCUUAGCUUGAGGUAUCCUGGAGAAGGAAGGUGCCUGUAAUCUAGAAGACGUUUUGUUGAUAUGAGUCUUCCUUAUGCAUGAUAAAUACAUUAAUGAAUAUGAUUUUUAGGAAUCUAGAAAAAAUCAAUCUUCCUGUUUUUGGCACUAUCUUGGGUGUUUCUGAUUUCCUUACAGUGCCUCACAACUUUGAGAAACAAAGCUCACCCCACAGCACAGCACCAUUCCAUAGCCCAUAUACUCUCUCAAUGCAGUGACAUCCCCGGUACAUCAUACCAAGUAGAUUCCCUACCGCAACGCUUCACAAUACCAAGAAGCAUUAAAAUUAUUCAGAUAUAAAUUGAAAUUAUAACUUUUAUUCAACUCACUUUGUUUUUUAGAUUUUGAUUUUUACACAUCCAUGCGCAUGGGCUCCAUGCACUGAAAAGCUGAGAGGCUCAAUUAUCAGUAAUUAUAAUGCUUGUAUAAUCAAAAUCAUAACUUAUCUUUGUUGAUAAUUAAAACAUGAAUAAUUUGCUGAGCUCACAUCAUUUUUUGUAGUUCUCAUUUUCUCUUUACUAUCAAUUGUUUGUAAACUAUUUAAUUUCUAACUCCUACAAGAUCCUACGAUCUGGUUUAUAUUAUUCUCCCACACUGCCUUUCCUUCACUUUAUUUCGCUUACAUGCAGUUCGUGAAACCAUUGUGCUAGCAUUGAGAAUCAUAAUUUUAGGUCCCUGCAUUAAAAGGAAAAGUGAUAUUGCGAACAGAAUUUUUGGUGUUUCUAGUAGAGCAUAUGGAAAUUUUUUUAGACUGAAUUAUUUCUCCCACCCCAAUCCUGAGCUACCUUACCUUCUCAGUGCCUUUUUUUCUCAUGAUUAUUUUUAAAAAUUAUUUUCCUCCCAUUGUUUUUCACAAUGUCUAGGUCAGCUUCUUUAGCAUUUUCCAUCUAAUUCUGGGCAUUUUUAAUACAGAAUUCUUGUUUCCUUGGCGGGUUCAGUUAUGCUUCCCUUGUGUCCAUGAACACCAUGUUUUUCAGUCUCCAUAUGUGCUUGUUAAUUGUGUAACAUUCAGGAGUAUUUCACUAGGUGAUUAAUUCAUUGCCAUUUCAGCAAACAUUUUUUUCUUUGCAUACCAAAACGAGUUUUUUUUGUUUGCUUGUUUAAAAUUCAAAUAUGGCAAAAUAAUCUAAAGAAGCUCUGUAUGAAAACACUGAUAUUCAAUAUUCUAUCAAGGUAUGAGUUGGUAAAAAGUUCUGCUCAGAUGAGCAAAAAGAACAGAAUUCUUAUAUGAACUUCAGGGUGAAUUUUGAAACAUAUUCUUCUAAGCUUUUUAUUCUGGGUUUGUUGUUAUUUUAUUUUCAUAUGCAUCUAAAAAUAAUUUUGAAGUUGGACCUAGUUUAUAUAGCUUGUUCAUUAGAGUAAACUACAAAUUUUGGAUAUACUGUUUAAAGGACUUUAUUUUUCUACCACAUGCUUUCUAUUUGUAACUGAAGUAUGAAGAUUUCUGGAUUUAGCAAGAAGGGACAAUGAACACUUGUUCAUUUUGGGGAUGGCUGGGUGGCUCAGUUGGUUCAACUGACUCUUGGUUUUGACUUAGGUCAUGAUCUCAGGGUUGUGAGAUCGAGCCCCGAGUUGGGCUCCAUGCUCAGCACGGAGUCAAUACUUGAGAUUCUCUCUCCCUCUCCCUCUGCUCCUCUUCCUGCUCUCUUUCUCUCUCUCUCAAAUAAAUCUUUAAAUAAAUGCUUAUUUUCUAAGCAUUAGAUGUAAUUAUAUUUUGAUUUGUAUUCUAUUUUUUGAUAUAUUUAUGUAUCAAAAUAUAUUUAAUUCAUAUCAUCUUCUCAACCCUCUAAAUUAGGUUUGUUAGAUAUGCACCUUUUUACAGAAUAAGACUAUAACAGGUUAAGGGCUUUGCCUAAAUAUAUAUCUAUCUUUUGAGUAAAUGCAGGAUAGAAAGUAGAACCCUGUCUUUUGGACUCCUGACCUGCUUUUUUUUCCCAUUGUGCUGCUUAAGCCAUCCUAUUUGAAUGGUAAACUUUGUAGAUUGAAUGCAUAUUUACCUGGAAACACUUAUUCUAUCCUUGCUUGAUAAAUCCUUUAUUUCCAGAAUGAAAUCUAUUUCCCCUGUGUCAUACUUUGCAAAAUCAUGUUCAUAAAUUUAAUUUGAAGAGUUUUAAUGAUUCCCACAGUAGAUAAUUCUUAAUAAACUGGACAUAAUAACUGGUGGGAUGAAUCAUUUUGCACAAUAUAUGUUGUUAUAGCAAUAUCUAAGUCAUUAAAAAUACCAAUAAUGUGUUUAUAGAAUCUGUGUGUCAAUAUUCCAUUAAUUCUUCCUUUCUUUAUGUUCAUAUUUUAUUUUGGAAGCAUCAUUUGCUUGUUCCCUAAAAAUUUAAUUCCAGAGCACAGAACACACUAUGCAAGUUUGUUAAAUUAUUAAGUUGUAUGCAAGAAAUUAUAACUUUGAGGGGAACACUCCAACAAUAUUUCAUGAUCCAAGAAUCUGAGGAUGAGUUAAUGAAAUUAUUAGGAUAAGAUCUAUCGAGAAAAUUCUUGCUGUAUUAAAUGGUCACUUCAUGUAGUUAACUCAAAACCUACAACAGGUGUCUGGCAACUGUAAAACUACAGUUUCUAUUUAUCUUAGAGAUACCAUCUUCCUCUGUCCCCAUUUUAUCUAGAUGGACUGUUUUGUUUUGUUUUGUUUUCAGAUUUUUCCUUUUGAUUCUAUUUCAGGAAAAAAAAAUCACUUCUAAGGAAAGAUCCCUAACAAAGGGGAGAAUGGUUGCUAUUAGGAAUGGUUGCUUGUGAUAGGGCAAGCUUCAGUAGCUGCAGUGAUUGCAUCAAUAAACAUAAGGCCCCUUCUUUGUAAUAAUGAUAAAAAUGAGAUCUCAAACUACUUAGAUAUGAUUCAGAUAUAGAAAUUCCUAUGUAGAAGAUGGACAGUAGGAUAUUUCCAUGUAUUUGCUAAAAUUUACAUUUGAUUUGAAGCUUCUUAUUUAAAAGCACUUCCCACCAAAUAUUUUAAACUACUGAUUGAUUAAUAUUUCCUAGAAUGAAUAACUCCCUGUUGCAGAGAAAUUUUUGAAAAUAUUUACUACUUAUAUUCUCCAACAAAUAUCUCUUUCUCAUCUCAUUGGUAUGUUUGGGCAAAUAUUAAAAGUAAGAUUAUUGGGAUAAAAGUUCUACAUAAUGACAUGUUACUAAGAAGACAGAUAAAAGACAUUGCUCGGCAAUGGCCACACCUAGCUAACUUUUGCAAGAAUACUUUAGGAGUUGGAUUUAGGGGUUAAUCCGUAGAAUUAUUUUUUAAAUACAAAUUGUAUCUUGAGCUGUAUUUUUAUGAUUUUUAAGUGAAAAAAUGUAGCUGAUUUGAUUGUUCUGUAGGCACUUUAAAGACCAUUGAACAAAUGAUCUUACUGUCACAUAGUCUAUCAACUAUAAUUACUAUGACAGGGAAAUGAAGAGAAAGGGUAGAUUUGCUUGACACCUAAGAUGAUCCAGUCAGCUGUUUUUACGUGACCUAAAUCAUGGCUGUACAUAUUUCAUUUUUCAAAAAAUCAUUAUGAUAUGAAAUAAAUGCCAGUCAAAGUUUUAAAAUGUAAGACAGAAUGUACUUCUUCUUUGCCUUCUUAGAGAAGAAUGUACUUAAAGUGAUUGUGAUUUGAUCUUGAAAUAUUUAUUUCUAUGAUUUUUGCAUAUACAGUAGUUCUGAACAUGGCAAAUAAAAUAUGGAAAAAAAUAACAAACUGAAAGGACUAGCAUUUUCAUGCAAAUACAUAUUUUUAUUUUUAACUAAACAUAAUAUAGAUUUAUUUAAUUCAGGAAUACGUUGUGUUGAUUAUUUGAAAAGUAUAUGCAGUUCAAUAUGUUCCUACUUCAUUUUUUUCCUACUACUACACUUUUAAGCAAACUUGUUUGACUACUGAAUCAUUUACCACUCAAUUUUCAUUUAUACUGUCUCUAUUAAUUGUAGUUUCUGUUUCUCUGCACAACUAAUUUGAAACUAAAUGUUGAAUUUAGGAGUACAUAUUUUGCCUGCGGUUUUGAAAAUAUUUUCGAAUUCAUCUCUUUGUUACUAGAAUGUGAGCUCCUUGUGGACAAGGAUGUUAUCUUAGUUAUAAUACCAGCUUUAAUGCCUAGCAAAGUGCCAUGCACAGAAUGAUUCCUUUAUCGAAAUAAAUGGAUGGAUCUAGAUUAUUAAAUUAAUACUGUAGUAUCCUAUGAUGCAAGCUGACUGGAUAUUAGAGGAAUUCUCUGACUAAUUUUCAAAGUAAGAUACAGAAAACAAAUAACCAUAGCAUUUCUGUUAUCUAAAAAUUGAUAUUUUAUUUUGAGGAUUUCACUUUUAUUCCUUCAGUAAACACUCUAUGCAAGUUCUGAAAUAUGCAGCAGCUAAAUUUCAUGGUACAUGUUAACUAGCUUAUUUACAAAAUCAAAGAUGCUCUCUUAGGCUUCCUAGAAAUAAAUGUUGACAAUCAUGUUAUUGACCAAAGGUGCUACUUAUUUUCUAGUAUUUAUAUUCAUCAUAAAUGCUCUUGUCUACUAAGCUUUAGUUAUUUUUUGGGUGGGGGUAAGGGGAGGAGCACACAAAACUAAAAUAUCUUUCUGUCUGAAUUAUACAAUUUAGCAUUGUAUAUGUUCCUUUGAAGUCUAUUCUUAUUGUAUUUUAAUUAUUAUUUCUUAUUGCUCACUAACUUUUUUUGCAGGCCUAUGCUAUUUCUUGGAAAGUAUGUGCAUAUAUAUUUAUACAAUAUGCAAGAAAAAAACCUGUAUUGUGCAUUAAAUUAAAAUUAAAAUGACAAAUAAA
This is a messenger RNA of Nyctereutes procyonoides (raccoon dog), 11237 nucleotides long. RefSeq names its product solute carrier family 16 member 7 (gene SLC16A7). Gene Ontology annotation, biological process: transmembrane transport; monocarboxylic acid transport. Gene Ontology annotation, cellular component: membrane. Lineage: Eukaryota; Metazoa; Chordata; Mammalia; Carnivora; Canidae. The record is from RefSeq and is a predicted model, not a curated record. Gene Ontology annotation, molecular function: monocarboxylic acid transmembrane transporter activity. Bases 486 to 1934 code for a protein of 482 amino acids. The transcript is spliced from 7 exons.